AUGAGUACAUUGUGUGUCGACGGCGUCGGGUCGUUCGUGCCGCCCGCGUUUGGCUUGUAUCUUGUCUGCGGCGCCGCGCUCUUCUCGGUGCUGGUUGAGUUUCGAGCGCUCUCGUCCAAAGCGGCGCUCAACUGGCUUAUGCUGGCCAUGGGCGAUAUCCGCGCGUCUAUUUGCACGCUCCUCUAUGCCCAUUACGUCGCCUAG
Molecule: messenger RNA, 204 nt
Organism: Saprolegnia parasitica CBS 223.65
Lineage: Eukaryota; Oomycota; Saprolegniomycetes; Saprolegniales; Saprolegniaceae
Exons: 2
Coding region: 1-204 (67 amino acids)
Source: RefSeq, a predicted model, not a curated record